AUGGGAAAUCAACACUUGAUUCUCUCCCGGCUUCGCGACUUCGAUGAAGCCAUCGGAGACCCGUACCAAUCCUACAAACGCGUUGCAUCUUGCGAGCCCUUGGUGGAUGCACCCGUGGAUGGGAAGCAGCACCCAGACCUCGUCCUACGCCCCGGCAAUCGUCGGGGUUGCUUCGAGCGCCUCUUGGGAUGCAGAGGGAGCCGGCUCUUCUCCAGCGUCAGUUUCAGGGAAGAGCUCUUUCGCAACUUCAUCUUGGACGUCGGGGUCAGCUCGAUCCUUCCUCCGCCACACCUUCUUUCUGGACGCGCCCUCAUGGCAAGAGGCCGUUUCGGAAUGUCAAGCGGGACAGGUUCGACGACGGGGCGAACGAAGGAUGGAGUCCCAAUUUGGGACGGCAAUGCAGCAACGUAUCAGCAGUAUGAGGAGGAAGUGCUUGUGUGGGAACAGGGGAUCAAGUACCACGAGCGCUACCCCUGCGGACCUCGGCUGGCGGCCGAGCUCACAGGCGCCGCUCGCAGGAUGUUUGUGGGCAAGGCACCAGACUGGGUCUCCUUCAACGGGGGCGUAGCCAUCUUCCUUCAGCACCUCCGGGCAAGUUUGGGGAAACCUCAGAUUCCAGAAGCGACUGAAUACCUCAACAAAUACUUCCGGAACAGCAGACGACGCAUGGGAGAAGGGAUCAACGACUACAUCACCCGGAAGACCGAAACCUACUGGCGGGCCUGUCAGGCUCUCCGGCGGGUCAUGCCCAAGGAGAAGAAGCAGCAGUACACCGGCAUGAACAUGGGCUACGCCUGGAACAGUCGGAGAUCUAGUUGGGCCUCCCAGGAGGACACGGAGGCAGCCGCUGAAGCUGAUGUCCGCCAAGAGCAAGCCGAGCGAACAGAAGAGGAGGAGACCAGCACCACAGCCUCGUACCAAUGGAACAACGGAUGGCAAGCUUGGAACUCAUGGAACUACCCGACCGGAUCGUGGGGGUGGCAAGGCAACGGGCCCAGUUGGAACUGGGAAGCAGAAAGCCGUGGCGGAGGAAGUGUUCGGAACGAGAACCACGUCGAGAUCCUGCCGGAGUUCGUCCAAGCUUGGUAUCUCCUCGCGGAUGCUGGGCUGUCGGCCCAAGAGCGCAACCUCAUCCACACAGCGGUGGCGGGCCAAUAUACUCUCGCCCGAGUGAGUCAUGAGCUUCGCACACAACAUGGCGAUGUGGAACACCGACGACGAGACGCGGGGCAUGCCUAUAUCGGGGAGAUCAUGGAAGACGCCGAGGACAUGGACGAGGAACCAGAGCCGACCGCCAACUACAUGGACACCGAGGACCUUACGGAGGAGGGGGCAGCAUUGAUGACGGAGACCCUCGAGGAGAUCCAAGAAGCCUACGCCGUGAUGCAGCAGGCCCGGAGAACCCUCAAGGCAGCUCGGGAACGACAACACCAAGUGAAGAUGUCCAGACAGUACUUUCGGAGUCACACCUCCAAACCCUCGGCGGGAGGCAAAUCCAGCGCCGGAAAGGCGCCCGACGAUUCGAACAUGACGUGCUUGAGAUGUGGCAAGCUGGGCCAUCGGGCAAGGAACUGUCCGAGCCAGGAUGACAAGUCGAGCAGCACGAGUAAGGGCAAGGAGAUGGCGCCCUUCGUGUGUUUUGCGACUGGGGCUACGGAGGAAGCCUUGGCCGCAGGGCCCACCACACAGGAAGCGGUGUCCAGAGGAUGCUGCGUCUUGGAUGGAGGGGCCACAAAGACGUUGGGAUCGGUGCAGGCCAUUGAAUCCCUCUUCGCCAAGAACAUGGAGAAGCAUGGGGAUGCACGGCUCCGCCAGGUGGAUGUGUCGAACAAGCCGAUCUUCGGUUUUGGAAACAGCUCCGAGAACCAGUGUGUGUCGACGAUUCGUCUUGGAGUGCAAGCCAAUGGACACCCUGGCGAGCUCACCGUGCAUGCCUUGGAGACAGGGCAGGGGCCGAUUCUCCUCUCCGUGGAUGCUCUUCGCAAGCUCGGCGCCGUGAUCGACUUCGAGGCAGACCUCGCCGUGUUCAGAGCCUUGGACGAGCGCAAGAUCGUAGAGCUGCAGCGGUCCCAAUCCGGACACCAAUUGUUAGAUUUGUCCGAGGAUAUUUUUGCUAAUGCCCAGGGAACAAACAAACCUGCGGCCCUCCGGGCCUAUGGCGAGGAACCGCCGCAGGAGUGGACGAAGAUGGAUCUUCGCAACCGCAUCUGGGACCUCCAGUGGAGUCGGGGCGAGGCGAACACCACGACCCCCACCAAGACGGACCUCCGCCAGUGGAUCUCGGACUUGAACAAAGCGAGCCGCAAGAAGGCCAGUCUCAUCGAGUUCUGCGAGGAGCGCCUCAAGUUGACCUUGACCCACAACGAGACGAUUCCCGUGCUCCAGCAGAAGGCCAAUCGAGUCAUCUACGAGAUCUCGGUGGCCAAUGGAAAGGAUCCGGUGGGCUUCGGAAAAUGGUCCACUUUGACCUACAGCCAGCUGAGGAAGGAGCAACCUCAGUAUGCGCGGUGGGUACAAGAGACCUUCCUGGAGGACGGCCACUCCAGCGACUAUCGUCUCCAGAGGCUGGCCACAUGGCUGAUGAACCAGAACGACGACCCCGAGGAGACCGUCACGAACCCGAUCCACCCGGUGAUGAUGGGGCCGACCGAGAACGGGAAAUUCGACAAGGGACAUGGGAAAUCGUGCCCCAAACCCAAAGCUGGGUAUGCCAGCGUUCUGCCAGGCUCGGACGCUGUCAAGGGUGCAAGGGAGGAUGUCCCAGCCGAAGGGGCAACCAGCUCCGGAGCCAGUGCUUCGGAUCGCGAGCAGAUGAAGUUGAUGAUGGACACCAUGAUGGCCAUGAAGGAAGAGAUCAAGCAACUACGCCAGGGGCAGGCCGAGAACGAGCUCCCUCGCAAGAAGAAGGAGGGUGUCGAGCCAGCAGAGACGGAGGCCAGCUUCCAGAUGGUGAUGGACCCCUCGAAGCAACUCGCCAGACCUCGGGACCGGAUGCGUGCUGUGGUGACCAGCAACCCGAACACCAGACCGCAUCAGCCAUAUACCGCCGUCAUAAAGGGAUGCCGGGUGAACCUGCGUAACCAGGAGGCCUUGGCACAGGAGACGAAAGGCGAGAGCGAGAAAGAGAGACAGGGCAGCUUACAGAAGAAGCUCUAUCUCCUCCACGCGGCCACCGGACAUGGAAGUAUCCGCCACCUGGUGGAAGCCCUUAAGCGUAGGGGAGCUAGCCCGGAGGUUGUUGAAGCUGCCAGGAAUUUCAAAUGCAGUGUGUGUCAUGAGAGACAACGCGUGGGACCACGGAACUUAGCUUCCCUCGAACCAUUGCCACCUAAGUGGCACACCAUAUCUGCUGAUGUCGGGAAUUGGUAUCAUAAUGGUAGUGGGGAACAUGUGCAGUUUCUUGUGGUCAUUGAUGAAUGCACUCGGUUCAGAACGGCUCGGAUUCUGACCAGAGGCUCGAAGCAGCAGCCGAGCGCGUCAGCCUGUCUGCAGUACCUUCAAGAAGGAUGGGUCCAAUACUUUGGACUGCCCAGGACUCUCCGCCUGGAUCCGGCAGGCGCCUUCCGAAGCCAGGCAAUCGAGAGCUACUGCGACAAACAUGGCAUUUUCCUGGAUGUCGUUCCAGGUGAGGCACACUGGCAAGUGGGCACAGUGGAGCAAGCCGUGCAGGGGAUCAAGCAGCUACUAGAAAAGCUCCACGCUGAUGAUCCCUCCAUUACACCGGAAGAGGCGCUGGCAACAGCGACUCGGACCUUCAACCACCGAGAGCAGGUGCGUGGCUUCACACCAGCACAGAUGGCUCUGGGUCGCAACGCGGAUGAUUCCGACAGCCUGGUGCCGGAACCCCACAAUUUCCCCCCGGAUCUGCUCAUGGAGAAUGCCACAGGUGAGUUUCGCCGAGAUGUGGAGCGACGAGCGAGCGCCGAAAAAGCACAUGCCGAAUGGCACGCACAACAAAGGCUCCUUCGGGCACAACAUUCUCGGCCUCGGAGAGUUCUGGACUACAAACCGGGGGAGCUUGUGUACUUCUGGAGAUGUCAAGAGUCCAACAAACAUCGCCGUGCACCAGGAGGGAAGCAUGGCCGAUUCCUGGGACCCGCACGGGUGUUGGCAACCGAAACCCGGAAAGAUCAAGACGGGCAUCUUCGACCCGGCAGUGCGGUAUGGUGUGUACGAGGCCGACAACUGAUCAAAUGCUGUCCAGAACAACUACGACAUGCCUCUGAGAGAGAAGAAAUCAUCGAAGAGCUUAGUGUAGAGGACAGGACUCCCUGGACAUUCACAAAGGUGGCGGAAGAGAUUGGAGGCAACCAGUAUGAAGAUUGUACCGAAGUGCCAGAGGCCAUGGAGUGGGAACGCGCUCAGGACCCUCUGGAAGAAGCACCACCAACUCGGCGACGCCUCCAUGGAAAACGACCGGCGCCUCCAUCGAGAAACAUAGAGGACGAAGAGGGCAUCCCUGCUGAUGUGCCAGGAGGACGACCUCGACCACGAAUGAACAACCAGGAGGCCCACCAAGCAGACAACGCCUGGUGGACUGAAGUGGCUCACCUUGCUCAGAAUACACAACCCGUUGAGUUCUGGAUGCAUCAAGACACCGCUGUGGAGGUGAACAUCGAUCUGCCGGAGACCGAUCGCGGACUCAAACAGGCGGCUAAGAACUUCGAGGCUUACUUCGUGGGCGCGCUCAAACGCAGGGCGGUGGAAGUAUGUGAGCGGAAACUAAAUCCAGAAGAUAAGGAAAAGUUCCGUGCGGCGAAGUCGAUCGAGGUGAAGAACUUUAUCGCAGCCGAGGCUUUCAAGAGUCUGCCCAAGGAGUUACAGCCUUCUGCAAACCAGGCCAUAGGGAUGCGGUGGAUUUUAACCUGGAAGAACCGAGAGGAUGGGACUCGAAAGGCCAAGGCACGGGCCGUGUUGUUGGGCUACCAGGAUCCCUCCUACGAACACAGAGCCACAACAUCACCAGUCAUGACAAGGCAAACCCGGCAGAUGUUCUUGCAAUACGCGGCGUGGAAAAGAUGGAAAGUGAAAAAGGGGGAUGUGUCGGGGGCAUUCUUACAAGGCAGGGAGUAUCCUGACACACUACAUUGUGUGCCUUGCCCGGAAAUCCUUGAGGCCAUGGGCUUACCGGCGGGGAGUGUGACACAACUCCGACGCGCUUGCUACGGGCUUGUAGACGCCCCGCUCGAGUGGUAUCGAUCAGUCGACACCUACUUGCAAAGCUUGGGGUUCACCCGGGCUUGGUCGGAUCCGUGUCUCUGGCUAUAUCGACCUCACGGCAAACUACAAGGUGCUGUUUCAGGACAUGUAGACGAUUUUCUGUUUAUGGGAGACGACGAGGACAAAGAGUGGUCCGGGAUCCUGGACAACAUCCAGAAGAAGUUCAAGUGGGGAGAUUGGGAAGAAGGUAGUUUUACACAAUGUGGGGUCAAGGUGGCCGUCCACGAGAAUGGAUACACCCUGUCCCAGCCGGACUACACGAAGGAGCUGAAGGAAAUUCCCCUGAGUGCGACAAGAAGAAGAGAAGAAAAGGAACCAGUGACAAGCUGGGAAAAGACCCAGCUUCGAAUGCUGUUGGGUGGUCUUUCAUGGCAUGCGCAGCAGGUGGCUCCACAUUUCUCCGCUGAAGUAUCCAUCCUGCUGUCUGAGACAAGCCAAGGAACAGUAGGUACCAUCCUGCGAGCCAACCAACUUCUACGACAAGCACACCUCCGACAUGAUCAUAAGAUGUUCAUCCACAAGUUCACACCGUCCACAGAUCUUGGGCUCUACGCGUGGGUGGAUGCAGGGAGCCAAAACCGGGUCCAGGGAGGCAGUACCCAGGGCAUCUUCAUCGGGAUGGCUCCCGUCGCUUUAAGCAAAGGCGAAGUCACAGAUGUGUCACCAAUGAGUUGGCAUUCCAGCAAAAUAGACAGAGCGUGCAGGUCUCCGGGAGCAGCAGAAGUACAGGCAGCUACCAAUGGCGAGGAUGCUCUGUAUUAUGCCCGCUACCCAUGGUCCGAGUUUGUAUACGGCAAUGUGGACGUGCGUGAUCCAGAUGGGGCAGUUCGACGGGUACCCGGACACCUCAUCACGGAUUCCCGCAAUGUGUACGACAAGUUGAUGACCGAGGUGAUUGUGAUCAAGGGAGCGGAAAAGCGGGCGAACAUUGAGCUCCUCAGUGUGAAGGAAGCACAAGCCAGCACAGAGCUCCAGAUACGCUGGGUUCACUCAGAAGCACAGUUGGCCAAUGGACUAACCAAACAAGGUCCUUCGCGCGAGUUCGAACUCUACUACCGGAUGCAGAGCAAGUGGCGCAUUGUGGAAGAUGAGCAGAUGAUGUCCGCUCGAAGACGCAAACAACAAGGGCUACAACCUCUACAGAUGGAAUCUGAGAAUAAUUAA
Messenger RNA from Symbiodinium natans, 6384 nucleotides. NCBI's taxonomy places the organism in Eukaryota, Dinophyceae, Suessiales, Symbiodiniaceae. The record is from the annotation of a GenBank genome assembly.